This is a messenger RNA of Suillus discolor, 5175 nucleotides long. RefSeq lists its product as uncharacterized. Gene Ontology annotation, molecular function: ATP binding; hydrolase activity. Lineage: Eukaryota; Fungi; Basidiomycota; Agaricomycetes; Boletales; Suillaceae. The record is from RefSeq and is a predicted model, not a curated record. The transcript has 32 exons. The coding region runs from base 1 to 5175 and encodes 1724 amino acids.
AUGACCGACCUUUUCUCUCAGUACCAGAUUGAUUGUAUUCCUGACCAGGAUGGAAAGUCCGAAAGACAAGUAAUCCAGGUAUAUGGCAUUUAUAUGCAUGCACAGUUUGGCAGAAUAUGGGAUGCCUUGGGUAGCCAUCUUGCACGCAAGGGCAGAGAAUAUCAUAGAAGGUGUACCUUUCAGAAUAGACCUGUCCUUUCUGAAGACAGCGCGAUUCUGCCUGCAUCAUUCCCACCAGCUGAACUUGAGCCAGAAUGCUCAGGAAGCCCACUUGAUCUCAGUGAUAAAGACAUGGUUGAGUAUUUUGAGUUGUCAUUUGUGCGGUCAUUGACUCAUGACAUAGCUUCACCCUUUGCUUGUAAAUAUGUCACAUUCUCACAAGCGCUUCUGCAUGGUCUCAUCGCAAACCAAGACGUAGAGCACGUCUUUAAGCUCACACCACAAGAACAAAAUAUUGUCGAGUGCACCACGUCAAGUUACGUCUUGGGUCGCAGCGGCACAGGAAAAACCACGACGAUGUUGUUCAAGAUUCUCGGUAUUCAAGUGCUCGCUAUGAGAGCAGAGGAGUAUUUCACAAAGCUUCUCGAAUCUCUGGCAUUAGCAGGUUAUACCCUGGAGGAACUUGCAAAAAUGAAGGCACAAAGUGUUCAGGAGGGCCUUGUUGAUCUCGACGACCUGCCAGAAUCACAGAUGAGUAUACCCAUGACAUACAGCGAGCUUGAGGACAAGCACUUUCCCCUUUUUGUAACUUUUGAUCGACUGGCGAAAAUGGUCGCAACAGAUAUCUUGAGCAAGAAAGAUAGCGCAGGACUUUUCUUCAAUGUGGACGAUGCUGAGGCGCAAGACUGUUUCGUCAUUUAUGACGUAUUCGCGAAUCAAUACUGGCCUCAUUUUCCACAGAAUCUCACUAAGAAUCUUAAUCUGUGGUUGGUUUUCAGUGAAUUCAUGGAAAUUGUCAAAGGCUCCGAACAUGCGCUGACUUGUCAAGGAGUUCUCGAUCGCCCAAACUACAUCUGUCUUCCUCAUCGUUCUUACCCAAAUUUUGCUAAUCAGAGGGAAAUUCUAUAUGACAUCUUCAAGUAUUAUACAAAAAUUAAGAGGCAGCGACGUCAUCAUGAUGUUGCAGACCGUGCACAUGCGAUACUAAAGGUCUUGCGAAGCCAAAGGUUCCCUGGCCAACAUAUUGAUUAUAUCUAUGUGGACGAUGUACAAGACAUCCUUCUGAUCGAUGCCCUCUUUUUGAGGCAAUUAUGCGGGCAUCCAGAUGGUUUGUUCUGGGCUGGUGACACCGCACAGACAAUCUCUGCAGGAAGUUCCUUUAGGUUCAAUUAUCUGAAAGUGUUUCUCUACCGCAUGGAGCAGCAAAAUACCUCGAUCAAUUCCACUGGAGCAUGUCUUCAUCAACCUACGAUGUUUCAAUUGAUGACAAACUACAGAUCGAAUGGUGGCAUUGUCAACUGCGUGAAUUCUGUGAUCGAACUCAUCACAAAAUUUUGGCCCAACACAAUCGAUGGUUUCCGGCAAGAAAAAGAGGUGGUUGGUGGGCUCAAGCCUGUAUUUUUUACUGGUUGGGACAAAGAUGCCCUUUGUUAUGAACAGUCAUUCUUUGGGGCGAGCGGUAGUCACGUUGAGUUCGGAGCCCAGCAAUGCAUUCUCGUGCAUGACGAUGCAGCACGUCAGAAGUUACGAGACCAAGUUGGUCAAAUUGGACUAAUUAUGAUGCUUUAUGAGAGCAAAGGCAUGGAAUUCGAUGAUGUGCUGCUGUACAACUUUUUCGAGGAUUCUGCUGUAGAUCUGUCACAAUGGCGCAUAGUUCUCAAUAGGGUAGAGGGUCAAAGAUAUGCACCAAACUUUGAACGAGAUGAGGCACAAUACGCUAGGGUUUGUAGCGAGCUCACACUUCUUUAUGUGGGGAUCACUCGAGCAAGGAAGAACCUAUGGAUCGUUGACAAAUCUGAUAGAUCAGAGCCAAUGCAUAUAUUCUGGACGUCUCGCAACCAGAUCUAUAAUUGUGUCCCUGGCACCAAUGUCCCUCACCUAGCUGUCUCCUCGAGUCCGGCAGAAUGGGCAUCCUUCGGGCACUCACUAUUCUCGCACAAGCGCUACUCGCAGGCUAUCCACUGCUUCGAACGUGCCAACCUUCAUUGUGAAGUGAAGGUCUGUGAAGCAUAUCAACUCCGAGAAGUCGCGCGUUCUAGUGUCGGAGUAGCCUUACUCGACGACCAAAAAAGAAUUUUUAACGUGGCUGCUGAUGCCUUUGCUGAUUCAGGAGAUGAUCUUAAAGCUGCCGAGGCCUAUUUAAAUACUCAAGAGUUCGAGCAAGCAGCGAAAAGAUAUCGCAAGGCUGGACGGUUUGACAAGACCCUCCAUGUCCUUCAUGACCAUGGCAUGGAUAUACCUGACGAGACCAAGAUGGAGUUAUGGACUGUGUGCAGACUGUUUUACUGCAGCAGGAACAACGCUCAGGCUCCCUUGCCCCUCUUCUCCGCAAUUGAUGAACAACUCGAAUUUCUGGAGGACUAUGAUCUUGAUUACGCUCGUGCAUCACUACUUGAAUCUCACUCGAGGUACUAUGAGGCCGCAGAGCUCCACUUAUCAGAGAAUAGACCCCUGGCAGCUGUGCGGGCAUUCAUCAAGGAUGAAAGCAACGUCAAUUCUACUAUUCGUGCGGCCGAUACUAUAUUGGAAUACUUCUGGCGCAGAUGCUCCUUCAAAAUCAUGGCAAAAUACGUUGUUGAUGAGCCAAUGCGGUAUUUCAUCGCUAUCGCUGAUCAGCUGGAGAUGAACAAACUAACGCUGGCCACGCGUGAUUUAAUAUCGAUGUUUCAAAACAUCUUGCACGGAAAUCAUGAGCUGUUGAGAAAUCUUGUGCUUAACUUCCAUAAACAGGAUAUUCGAGCUUUCACGGUCGAUGAAAUGCAAUGGUUCCUUCAACAAUUUCACGCCUAUGCGCGACUGCUCUAUCUGAUUUUGACCUUCCCUGACCCCAUGGAGCAUAGGGGUAUUCAGAGACUAUUCUUCAUUGUGCGGUUGUCCGAUGAUGAGUUUCUCAUACCAGAUAGAACCUUCCUCCACAACAACGUGAUGGAAAUCUGCCAGGGCAUCAUUUGGGUAUCGGAACAUCCGUCCAGAUACACAGCUUCUCGUAGAGUCGUCACCCAGCUGCUACAACAAUCCAUUCGAACGAUCUUGAAAGACAAAAUAUCGGAGAUCGAUGAUAUGUGCUGCAAAUCUCCCGUUUUCUCGCAAUGCCUGGAAUUCCUGAUAUCUGGAGUAUGUCGAAGAGAUAUCUGUCCCAAAGAGCAUGUUGCAGUAUCGAAAUUGGAUCACCAGUAUUACAACAAGCAAGUUGCCAUCCACAUCUGGCAGAUCCUGAUCUUGCAAUUCAUGUAUCCGCCUCACCCAUACAUUGAGCGACGCAAAAGCAUGAGGGACUGGCUCAAGCAUCUCUACAAGGCUAUCAAUCCACCGUUAUUCAUUCAAGGUUCCACUGCGGACCUCGACAUGAACCUGAUGCCUCUUCGUCUAGAUGGCAUGAAAGUGGCUGAAUUUUUGACGGUGUUGAUGGGAAUAACCAGUCUUAGUUUUGCUUUUGACAGAAACGACACACCUGACUACAUCUCUCGAGCAAAGUGUACGAUCUCCGGACCAUUCAAAUUCGCUCGCAAGGAGGACAAUCGCUAUAUGGUUCAUGACCUGCUCAAUUCUUACCAAGGAGCUACCUGCAGCAGCAUCUCAUCAGGGAUUUUGUAUAUUCUACAUAUCCUUGAUAAUCGUUUAUAUGUCAACCUCUCGGUGUUGUGCGACUGUAUCGAGGACGUCUGCAGUGCUUUUGUAAUCAACUAUCGAAUGGACCCCACCUUUAACAGGUUUCCUCUUCAUAAUGUCGUCCUUCCAUGUAACUGGCUACUGUUUCCCCACACAUUCACCAUGGAGAAGGACACUAAGCUGUUUUUGAUGGGCAAGCUUCUGGAUGAAAUAGCGAGGCUGGUCGAAGCAUUGCAUGUAGAAGCCGACAUGGUUGCUCAUAACAUCAAGAAUUGUUUGAUGAGAAACAAAGUAGACAAUAUCAUUCUUUCUCUGCACAAAAAGACUCCUCCUUCAAAUCGGCAUCCAGUUAAUUAUUGGAAACUCGUGGAUGACGUGGUCGAGUGCAUGACACCCUUGCCAGGAUGUAUGCCACUUCCAGACGGUUACCUGCGAGCUCUCCUGGCUUUCGAGAAUAAUACAGGAGUGGGAAACCUGGUGCAUCUUGUUCACAAAAUGAUGAACCAGCAUACCCUAGUCUAUACUGGUAUAGACCGACGGCUCAUAUACGAGAAGACCAUCGAGAUCCCCCAUCUCCUCUCAUCGUACGCAGUGAUUGCACGGUCUACCCCGAGAGUAGAGGCCCCUGCCUUUGUACCUGGUGUAGGACAUUGCAAGGACCGACUAGAGGUCAUGCAGCAUGAUGAGAAUGAGAUAACGGAACCACGACCUCAAGAUUUCGAAGGAGAAGAAGAAGGGGAAGAGGAUGUCACGGCGAAUGCUGAUACUGAGACUCAUGAUGUGUGGGAGACUUGGGAUGUGGCGGCGACAUUGCUCGCACCUGAUCUUGACGAGUCGCUAUGCACCAAUGGACCAUCGGUGGAGGAGGAAGAGGCGGCUUGCAAAAUUCAGAACACAUACCGCCGUUACGUCAGAUGCCGCUCGAGUCGUGCAGUCAAUGCCGAAAUUGACGUGACAUUCAUGACAUGCCUGAAGGAGACGCAGUCCCCUGAAUGGUGUUCGGGUUAUUACACCUUCCUUUUCCUUGGACCGUUGCCUCACCUUCUGGUGUGCUUGGAACGAGGCAUUGCUCUGACUCACGCUGCAAAAGCAAAGAUGAAAGGCCUUCUCAACAAGGAGUCUCAUGAGAAGCUUGAGGAGUUGAGCAAGCAGAGAAGCGAGCUAGUAGCCCUCCUCAAGAAGGGAUUGAGAUUAUGCAUGCAGCUAGAACCUUCCUCAUCUGCUCACCAUGCCCGUGACAUUGAUGCACUCAGAUCUGGAGCUCUAGAAGUCCAGCAAUUCAUGCAGGGGGUUCCCGGCAACAUGAAAGAUAUGCAAUCCGACUUUCAAAUAGCCUAUAAGGGCAUUGUUGCAAAGAAUGUUCAUGUGGGAAGGAGACAUAGAUACCUCUCAAUGUCGAGGAUAUAA